Branchiostoma belcheri (Belcher's lancelet) is the source of this 963-nucleotide messenger RNA. Its product is annotated as histamine N-methyltransferase-like. Lineage: Eukaryota; Metazoa; Chordata; Leptocardii; Amphioxiformes; Branchiostomatidae. The record is from RefSeq and is a predicted model, not a curated record. The transcript is spliced from 5 exons. The coding region runs from base 88 to 963 and encodes 291 amino acids.
GAACUUUACCGGUUAGCAGGUCACUGACCGCAGCCAUCCACGUCUUGAUCUUAUAUUUUACGGACGGACGAAGGCUUAGAAAGGACAAUGCUAAGAGUCGGGAGGCUGAUCAAAGACUCCCCUGUGCGAUGGGCGGCCGCUUAUAAGGUGACAAAGGGUGCGUUUGUCGGGACUACACGUCAACGUUUCAACGAGGAAUUUUUGGGGAAGACCAUCCCGAUACCAACUCCUCGUCGAGAGGGGACAAAUAUCCGUGUACUCAGUAUUGGGAGUGGAUCAGGAGAAGCGGACAGCGUUAUCUUGAGGAAGAUCAUGCAAAGUCAAACUAGCGUGUACAGCCGAGUCGUGGAACCCUCGGGAGAAAUGCUGCAAGAUUUUAAGGCCAUGGUACAACAAGACACGAGCCUCGGUGCAGUGAAGUUUAACUGGCGCCAACAGACAGCGGAAGAAUACUUUUCCGACUACGAUGGUACGAAGUUCGAUCUUGCCCAUGCUGUGCGGGUUCUGUACCAUGUAGAGGACCACCACGCCGCCUUGCGGAACAUGUGGGAACAACUGGCCGAUGGGGGCUACCUGUUUGUGUUGCUUCUAUCGGACAAAAGAGGCGUGGGGAAACUGCACCAUGAAAUGUGGAAGUGGUUCCCGCAUGAAAACGAUCGUCUGCAGACGUCACUUCGCACUUCUAGUGACGUCACUAGGUCGCUGGAAUCCAUGGGCAUCAGUUACGUCAUCGCAGAGGACGAGCAUGACGUCAACCUCGCGGAGUGCUACAAGGAGGACUCGGAGACGGGAAGACUGCUUCUCGACUUCUUGACGCAAACGUCGAACGUCUACGAAUAUCCCAAGAUGAGGUCGGCAGUCUUGGAGUACUGUCUGCGCAAUUCGUCAUUGGUGGAUGAUAAGAUCGUUUUCAAAGUACGUACCGCGGCUAUCAUCGCCCGUAAAAAUGAAAAGAACAUGUAG